Messenger RNA from Procambarus clarkii (red swamp crayfish), 2588 nucleotides. Its product is annotated as cytochrome P450 2L1. The record is from RefSeq and is a predicted model, not a curated record. Gene Ontology annotation, molecular function: oxidoreductase activity, acting on paired donors, with incorporation or reduction of molecular oxygen, reduced flavin or flavoprotein as one donor, and incorporation of one atom of oxygen; heme binding; iron ion binding. Gene Ontology annotation, biological process: xenobiotic metabolic process. NCBI's taxonomy places the organism in Eukaryota, Metazoa, Arthropoda, Malacostraca, Decapoda, Cambaridae. Gene Ontology annotation, cellular component: cytoplasm; intracellular membrane-bounded organelle.
CACCUCUUUUUGUCAAUCAGAGCCUGGCAGCGUAGACGUUCCAAACAGUCGGAAGAUUUCUUGGGAAAGUUUUAAGCAGUCGGGUGUUCUCGAGGACGUUUUAAACAGUUAGAAACUCUUUCGAGGAAGUUUUAAAGCAAAAGAGUGUCGCCUUCCAACCUAAGGAACACAGUCAGUGAGAAGGAAGACAUUAUUCGUACAUGGCGUUGGAGUGGAUGGAGGGGACGCUGGGGUGGGGAAGCAUUGUCCUCUUUGUCCUCCUCCUGCUUUACUUCGCUCCAGGAAGACGUCCUCAUAAUUUUCCUCCAGGUUUGCCGAUGUUGCCGCUGGUGGGUUCGCUGAUUCACAUGCGCGGGGCGCCCACUAGAACCAAACUACGGAGUCUGCACAAGAAAUAUGGCAACGUGGCGGGCUUCGGCAUGUUCGGCACUGGGGUGGUGCUGGUGAGCAGUGUGCCGCUGAUCAAGAAGUUCUUCGCCAUUAACGAGGUAGCGGGCAGACCGCCGUCAGUCCUCACCACCACCAGGAACCUCCUGCUCAGCGAGGGUGUCACUACCAAUUUAGGGAUCCUGGGUGGAGACGGCCCCAGAUGGCAGGUGCAGCGGCGGUUCGUCCUCCGUCACCUGAGGGACCUCGGCUUCGGCAAGACCAGCAACGAGGCCUUAAUGAUGGACGAGGUGACGGAGCUCAUAGACUACAUCAAGCAGCGGAAGGGGACGCCUAUGCCCAUGAAGCGCCUCUUCAACCGGUCGGUGGUGAACGUGCUGUGGGGGAUGGUGAUGGGGAAGAGGUACUCCUACGACAACGCUAAGCUCACCAAGGUCAUCGACACCUUCAUCCAACCGGCUGACAUUAACCUCAUUCACCCCAUCUUCUCAAUCCCUGGGAUAAUGAGGGCAAUCAUCUACAUUCCUGUAUUAAAGGAAAAACUAAAACCUAUCAUAAAUCUCAUACAUUUUAUAAAGGAUGAACUGCGAGAUUUUAUGGCCAAUGAAGACCUCAGGAAAAACUUCUCCUUGGUGUCUACAUAUCUCAAAGAAGUUGAGAGCAGAGACAACGACCCAAACUUCGACAUGAACCAGAUGGCAGCAGUAACAUUAGAGAUGUUCGGAGCAGGGAUGGACACCACUACCACCACUCUGACAAUGGGGAUGUACCUGUUGUCCAAGUAUCAGGCCGUUCAGCAGAAACUACAGCAGGAACUGGAUGAUGUCGUGGGACGGGAUAGGCUGCCAAGCUUCCACGAUAUGGACAGGCUGCCUUACACCCAAGCCACUAUACACGAGAUGCAGAGGAAAGCGAACCUAGUAGCAAUUAUCAUCCAUGCCUCGCUGGGUGACUUCACGUUCGAAGGCUACCACAUCCCCAAAGGGUCAUUGAUCUUGGCGAACAUGGAAGACGCAAUGUUGAACCCUAAGCUGUGGAAGAACCCGUACGAGUUUGACCCUGAGAAUUUCCUCGACGACAAAGGCAACUUCGUCAAGAACGAAGCUUUCAUGCCCUUUGGAACAGGGAAGCGAAUAUGUAUAGCGGAGACUCUGGUUCGUAAGGAGCUGUUCUUCCUCAUUGCCUGCCUUCUGCAUCGCUUCACCUUCACCGUGGACAACGAAGAUGCACUUCCCGACAACGAGUACACCUUCAGCGCCGCCGUCAACUUCAGCGCAAUCGGCCACCCGAGGUCGCCCUUGUAGCUCCUGACCUCUAGAGUAGCACCUCAUUUACACACAACACAAUACAUAUUGUUAAGACUAUAUUGUUGAGACUAUGACUAUAUAGCACACGAAAGCAUACGAGAGCAGGAUAGAAGUUUGGGGAUAGGAGGAUUGGAGUGAAGGAGAAAUGCCCAACACCUUUGGUGCCUUCUGUUGAUAAUUACGUACUUACUUGGACCAUCGGGGAUCGAACGCCGACCUGCAAGAAACGAGGCUCUCCCUGUACUGACCAGUCCAAGUGGCAACAAGGUCAUUUACAGCUUUUCACUGUGGCAAGAAAUAAUUAUAAAAUAAUGUUUGUGUUUGCAUUGCUAAUGCUUCUAGAUAUAUCACCAAGGAAUUCUAUUUCUUGUGAAUCUUUUGCCAAUAACAGCACAGCGCCUCCUACCUGGCGCUUGAAACAUUCUCUUCAACAUUUCAUUGUUGAAAUUUCAAGUACAUCAGACAUACCAGACGUAAACAAUCUAAAAUUUAAUCCGACUGAACAGUAGAAGAUUUGAGUAUAGACCCAAGUUGCUUUAGUUGCUAGUAAUGAUUUAAGUGACAUGGUCAGCAUAGCAUAUGAGGCUUAUAUAUCCUUGCUCUACUCCGCAAGGUUAUAUAAUCCUUGCGGAGUAGAGGGUCAAGAACGUCAUAUAUGUAGAGAAUGUAAGAACUCUUGUAUAUAUAAAUAAAAGCAAAUAAAAAUAAAAGAAUGUAUGAUGUUUGACAAGAACAGAGCCUUCAGAUAUUCCAGUCUUGAAGCAAAAACAGUCAGUGUCUUUGCAGGAAUAUAAUUUGCAUUGUUCUGUUGCCUACGUUAUGACUUAUAGAGAUGUAUAUGGAUGAAAGAAGACUUAUAAAAAAGACUUUAGUAAUAAAUGGAAGUUCAAAGCU